Molecule: messenger RNA, 357 nt
Organism: Cornus florida
Lineage: Eukaryota; Viridiplantae; Streptophyta; Magnoliopsida; Cornales; Cornaceae
Product: non-specific lipid-transfer protein 1-like
Exons: 2
Coding region: 1-357 (118 amino acids)
Biological process (GO): lipid transport
Cellular component (GO): membrane
Molecular function (GO): lipid binding
Source: RefSeq, a predicted model, not a curated record
AUGGCAAUGGUAAAGGUUGGAAAUGUGGUGGUGAUGUGCAUGGUGGUGGUUGCAGUUGCAACUUCCCUACAUGCAGAAGCAUCCCUAUCGUGCGGUCAGGUGGAAGGGAGCAUGUCCAAUUGCCUUGGCUACCUCAAGAAUGGUGGUACGGUUUCUCCGGCGUGCUGCGGCGGGGUCAAGUCUCUCUUGAGGAUGGCUAAGUCCACAACCGACCGCCAGGACGCUUGCAGGUGCUUGCAAGAUGCUGCUAAAAAAAUCCCCGGUAUCAAUCCCGGCUUCGCUUCUUCCCUCCCCGGAAAAUGUCGUGUCAACAUUCCUUACAAGAUCAGUCCCUCCACUGACUGCUCCAGGUGGUGA